Cheilinus undulatus (humphead wrasse) is the source of this 3289-nucleotide messenger RNA. RefSeq names its product transient receptor potential cation channel, subfamily C, member 6b (gene trpc6b). The record is from RefSeq and is a predicted model, not a curated record. Gene Ontology annotation, cellular component: cation channel complex; membrane. Bases 165 to 2648 code for a protein of 827 amino acids. Gene Ontology annotation, biological process: calcium ion transmembrane transport; manganese ion transport; regulation of cytosolic calcium ion concentration. NCBI's taxonomy places the organism in Eukaryota, Metazoa, Chordata, Actinopteri, Labriformes, Labridae. The transcript has 12 exons. Gene Ontology annotation, molecular function: store-operated calcium channel activity; protein binding; inositol 1,4,5 trisphosphate binding.
GUUCAGCAGUCCCUCUGCUAACGUGGACACACGAGGAGCAGUUGGAAGCGAUUCGACGAAGUUGUGGCUCGUGUGGACUUCAUGGCGUGAUAACUGGGUCAUUUUGACGUUGUAUUCUUGUCGAAGUCUCUCCCGGUCUUAGAUGAAACAAUGAAGGGAGAGCCAUGAUGAUGACACGGCAGACUGUGGCCAAACCUCGAAGACAAACUCUUCGGGGAGCUGGUUAUGUGUUACAUGCUCAGUCCUCCUGCCUUUCACUGACUGAGGAACUUUUUCUGGAGGCUGCAGAAUAUGGGAACAUUCCUGAAGUGAGGCGCAUGCUGGAGGAGCUGCCAGAACUGGACGUCAACUGUGUGAACUACAUGGGUCUGAAUGCGCUGCAGUUGGCUGUUGCCAAUGAGCAUUUAGAGGUUGCUAAGCUCCUUCUUAGAAAGAAAGACCUCUCUAGGAUAGGAGAUGCUCUGCUGUUAGCCAUCAGUAAAGGCUACAUCCGUAUAGUUGAGGCCAUACUGAACCACCAGGCCUUCGCAGACGGUCAGAGGCUGACUAACAGUCCCAGCCAGGCUGGGACACAUGAUGAUUUCUUUGCUUAUGAUGAAGAUGGCACACGUUUCUCUCAUGACAUCACUCCCAUCAUCCUGGCUUCUCAGUGCCAUGACUAUGAGAUUGUGCAUAUACUUCUUAUGAAGGGGGCUCGAAUAGAGAGGCCCCAUGAUUACUUCUGCCAGUGCAGGAUCUGCAGUGAGCAGCAGAGGCAUGACUCAUUUAGCCAUUCACAAUCACGCAUUAAUGCAUAUAAAGGUCUGGCUAGUCCAGCAUAUCUGUCCCUCUCUAAUGAAGACCCUGUGAUGGCCGCUCUAGAGCUUGGGAAUGAGCUGGCAGUUCUGGCAAACAUUGAGAAGGAGUUCAAGAACGAAUACCUGAAGCUGUCCAUGCAGUGUAAAGACUUCGUGGUGGGACUCUUGGAUUUGUGUCGAAACACAGAGGAAGUGAAGGCCGUCUUAAAUGGGGACACUGAAUCUUGUCAGGGCUCUCAAACCUUCAGCAGACAAAACCUUAUCAGAUUAAAACUGGCUAUAAAAUAUGAGGUUAAAAAAUUUGUGGCACAUCCAAACUGCCAACAACAGCUCCUCUCCAUCUGGUACGAGAACUUAUCUGGACUUCGUCAGCAAACCACAGCAGUUAAAAUCCUUCUUGUUCUUGGUGUGGCUGCUGGGUUGCCUUUCCUGGCCCUGAUUUACUGGAUUGCUCCAUCAAGUAAGCUGGGGAAACUCAUGUGCGGACCUUUCCUGAAGUUCGUUGCCCAUGCAGCUUCCUUUAUGAUAUUUCUUUGCCUGCUGAUUCUGAACGCAGCUGAUCGGUUUGGCGGGACGUCCCUGCUGCCUAACAUGACGACCCAGGAUCACCCCUCACAGCUGUUUCGUAUGAAGACCACUCCUUUCACCUGGAUGGAGAUUCUUAUCAUUUCCUGGGUUAUAGGAAAGAUCUGGGAGGAAUGUAAAGACAUCUGGUCACAGGAUAUCCGAGAAUACAUCUCCGAACCCUGGAACCUCCUCGAUUUUAGUAUUUUGACCAUUUUUAUGACCUCUUUCAUUGCAAGGCUGAUGGCUUUCUGGCAUGCGUAUUCUGCUCAGUGUUACAUUGACAAACAUUACAACGGCCGUCACAACAUGGCCCUGCCCUCUGAGAUACAGUAUUUCCAGCUGGCCCGGGUUAACUGGAUGCCCUCAGACCCUCAGCUGAUUUCUGAAGGCCUCUACGCCAUCGCAGUGGUGCUGAGUUUCUCUCGCAUCGCAUAUAUCCUGCCUGCCAACGAGAGCUUCGGGCCCUUGCAGAUCUCUCUGGGGAGGACGGUCAAAGACAUCUUCAAGUUCAUGGUGAUUUUCAUCACAGUUUUUGUGGCUUUCAUGGUGGGAAUGUUCAAUCUGUACUCGUACUACCUUGGAGCCAAGCAUAACGACGCUUUCACAACGCUUGAAGAAAGCUUUAAGACGCUUUUUUGGGCAAUCUUUGGCUUGUCAGAGGUGAAAUCAGUGGUCAUAACCAUUGACCAUAAGUUCAUUGAGAAUACUGGAUAUGUGCUGUACGGGGUGUACAACAUUAUCAUGGUGAUCGUCCUGCUGAAUAUGCUCAUUGCCAUGUUUAACAGCUCCUUCCAAGAGAUUGAGGAUGAUGCUGAUGUUGAGUGGAAGUUUGCCAGAGCGAAGCUGUGGUUCUCCUACUUUGAGAACGGUGGUACUCUGCCCGUACCCUUCAACCUCGUACCCAGCCCCAUGUCUUUUGUUUCUCUCUGGCUGGGGAUAAAGGAGUUUCUCUGGGAUGGACCUCAGGGGAAAAGCAAAGAAAGUUCAAAUGAUGAGAUGGAGCUUAACAAGCUGAAGCAACAUGAUGAUCCGAACUUGGAGGCACCACUUUUUUCUUCCCAUCAUCAAAAGAUCAUGAACCGCCUUAUCAAGAGAUUCAUCCUAAAAGCUCAGAGAGACAAAGAAAAUGAUGAAGUCAAUGAAGGUGAACUGAAAGAAAUCAAACAGGACAUCUCCAGUCUCCGCUACGAGCUGCUGGAAAGAGGAGAUCAGGAUAUGGAGACAGUGGCAAAGCUCAUCAGACAACUGGGAGAAGUCUUACAUGUCCAGCCUAAAGAGGAUUAAAAGAAUUAAAGUAGUAUUAUUUUUUGUUAAGAAAGAUUUUAUAGGGGCUGUAUCUACACAAAGAAAAACAACUUUUGUCAUAGAUGAAGCUUUCACUGUGGGUCACGUGGGCCUUAGGCACUGACUGUAGCAUACAUUUAAGGACAAAAAUUAACUACUAAAAGUCAUAAUCUGUAAUUUUAUCUUGUGGUUUUUAUGCCUAUAUUAUUAAAGUUAUGGAUAGGGGAUAGAGGGGGAACUGGGGAGAGGUGACGAGGACAUCGGCCUCAGUAUAUGGGUCACUAGGAAAUAACCACUAGGCUACUGGGGCCUCUAUAAUCUUCAUUUUAAACAUAAAAUUGUUCAAAAUUCUUAAUUAGUUUUAAUUUUAUGUCUACAAUGUAUACUCCCAGUAUCUCACUGCUCAUCACAUGUUGGCAUUAACGACAACUUUUUGCAGUCUCUGUGUUUUUAAUUUGCACUGCUGACUGCUGACAUACGGCCGUGCUGCCUGUAAGCAGCUGUUUAAAGGAUGUGAGGCUGAUUUAGAGGCUUUUUCCCAUCUGGAGUAGAGAAAGUGUGCAGAAAGUAACAGCAUAUGUUUAGAUGUGUCACUUUAAGGCUCAUAAAGUCACACAUAACAAAAUAAAUGAAAGCUUGUC